AUGGCAAAUCAAACCAUAAUAACCGAGUUUAUACUCUUGGGGCUGUCCAGUGACCCACAUCUACAAGUUUUUCUCUUCUUGUUGUUUCUAAUAAUAUUUGCAGUGACAUUAUUAGGAAAUGCAACAAUCAUUGUGGUGAUUCGGAUGGAGGCUGGCCUCCAAAGUCCAAUGUUCUUUUUCCUCAGCCAUCUAGCCUUUGUGGAUAUCUGCUAUUCCUCCAUCACUCUCCCAAAGAUGCUGGAAAACUUCAUUGCCAAGAACAAAACCAUUUCCCAGAAAGGAUGCAUCACUCAGAUCUUUUUCUUUUCCCAGUGUGCUUGUGCUGAGGUUUUCAUCCUGUCAGCCAUGGCUUUUGACCGCUAUGUCGCCAUCUGUGACCCACUGCAUUAUUCAACUAUUAUGAAAAAAACUGUCUGCAGACAGCUGGUGGGUGGAUCCUGGUCAAUGGGUUUCUUAUACGCGAUGGUGAAUGUAUUGCCAUUGGUGAAUGCCCAGUUUUGCGGGAGCAAUAUAAUCAAUCACUUUAGCUGUGAACUUCCUUCCCUCUUGCCGUUGUCUUGCAGCGACCAUCUCAGCAAUUAUAUUGUGCUUCUCAUCAGUGAAGUAGUAUUUGGGUUAAGCUCAUUCCUCCUCACCCUUGUCUCUUACAUUCACAUAAUCUCCACCAUCCUGAAAAUUCACACAGCAGAAGGCAGAAAUAAAGCCUUCUCCACCUGCAGUUCCCACCUCAUUGUGGUUGGCUUAUUUUACUCUGCAGCUUUUUUUGGGUACAUGAAGCCCAGUUCUGAUUCUUUUAUAGAACUGGACAAAGUGGUGUCGAUCCAGUAUAGCAUCUUAACGCCCCUGUUAAAUCCUAUCAUAUAUAGCCUGAAAAACAAUGAAAUUAAAAUGGCUUUAGGGAAAAGAUUUGGAAACUUUAGGUUUUUAAAAUAA
This is a messenger RNA of Heteronotia binoei (common prickly gecko), 933 nucleotides long. RefSeq names its product olfactory receptor 8S1-like. Gene Ontology annotation, cellular component: membrane. Gene Ontology annotation, biological process: G protein-coupled receptor signaling pathway. The record is from RefSeq and is a predicted model, not a curated record. Lineage: Eukaryota; Metazoa; Chordata; Lepidosauria; Squamata; Gekkonidae. Gene Ontology annotation, molecular function: olfactory receptor activity; G protein-coupled receptor activity. The coding region runs from base 1 to 933 and encodes 310 amino acids. The transcript has a single exon.